AUGGAAGGCAUUAACGUAGAAGAAGCUAUCGCCAAGCAGCUUCUUAAGAACGCCGAAACUCGUCAACAAAACUUGCUGGAUCGCAUCAUCAGCGGCCUACAACGGCAACCUCCACUCGAACAGAGAGAGUUAGCCAUCUAUAGGGAGAGCUUGGAGGCGGUGACGCAAGAGUGUCUAGAACAUCAUAAGAAGUACGUUGCAGCGGGCGAAGGAGACGCAAGCGAGCACAGCACUUACGAAGAAACUACAAAACAGAAAAUCAACGAAGUGAAUCGUACAAUACAAGAGUCGCUUAUAGCUAGCAAAAGAGCCUCCCCGACCCAAACAUCUGACGAACACGCCAAACGUCGACGCAUGGAACUAGAAAGGAAGCUUCAAGAGGUUAAAGAGAAGGCACUUCAAGCUCAAAGGGAACAGCGGGACAUCGAAGCCGCCUUAAAAGAGCAAGAGGUUCCCAGGACCUCCACCCCUAUCCGGCCAGAGUCACCUCGGUGGUCCAGAGUACAGGAUAUUUCAGGGAUUCACAACAUGACAGCAACAACAACGUCGACUCAAUGGUUGGACAACUUCGUUUCACGAAUGAGAGCCAAUCCCUUUAACGGUGACCCCAAGGAGUGGUCGAGUUUUAUCGCAGCCUUCGAGAGCUUUGUCCACGAUACCACUUUGACCAACCAACAGAAAUUGUUAAUCCUUGGAGAUGUUCUGUCUCCAGAUGUAAAGAAAAGAAUGGCCCAUCUACUUCAAACACCAGGAACCUACGAGAGAGCCGUAGAAGAGCUUCGCCAAAAGUAUGGGGGUGUGCAGCAAUUGGUUAGAUAUCAUAUACAGCGCUUGAUUCUCCUUCCAAGCUGCAGACAGGGCGAUCAUUCAGCUUUAUACGAAUUCUCAUCAGAACUCCAUGACACCGUGGCCACGCUACAGGCCCUAGAACAAGCCGAUAAGUUGAGUUACGGGACUACCCUCGAACAAGUGUCAUGCAAGUUACCUCCCGACGUAAGAAGCAAUUGGGCCAGGUUUGCGUUCCAAUUACGACCAAAAUACGCUGACCUCAAUGAUUUGGACCAAUGGUUAAUCACAUAUACCGCUGCUGAAGAAGAGAAUAGAAGAACCCAGCUACUUAUGGUACCAGCCCAGGCGGUAACAACGGCGAGAACAAGGCAAGAGGGCAGACAACUAGAACCAAGGCCACGUGGAUCCACCCAUCUGGUCUCUACCCUAGCAACUCCUGAGACGCAAGAUCAACCCUGUGGACUAUGCCGGGCUCAACCAGGACACGGCUUGCCGAAAUGUGCCGAUUUCGUUAAAAUGGCUCUGACUCAGCGAGCAGAAGCCGUGAACCGAUUAAAAAAUUGCUUCCGAUGCCUUGGCCGCAACCACUGCAGCGCAGAAUGCAAGAAGGACACCGCGUGCAAUUUAGAUGGCUGCAGAGCACGACACCAUCACCUACUCCAUGGCGCUUCACGGAUCAGCGGACGCGGUACAGGAAGCACAGUAAGCCAUCACUGCAUCUCGAAUAGCGGAAAUCUUCGCCCCACCAUCUUACUUGCGGUCUUACCGGUUCUUGUGUUCGACGGAUUAAAAUGGGUAAAAACAUACGCUUUAUUAGACAGCGCAAGUGAGUCAUCUUUAAUUCAGACGGAGAUGGCCAGAAAAUUGGGACUCGAGGAACGUACCAACAACAUCAAACUUAAAUCAAUCCAUGGAACCGAAUCGGACAUCUCGACAACCACUACCAGCUUCACGAUCGCUUCAAGUGAUCAUUCGGUGGCCUACACAAUUAAGAACGCGCUUACAAUACCCGAGUUUCACCUCACAAAACGAAAAAUCAAUUGGCCGUUGGAAAUCCCUCGUUGGAGCCAUUUGUCCACAUUGCCACUAGAAGAAAUUGACACUUCGCUGGUCACCAUCCUGCUCGGAUAUGAUAUCCUCGAUGUACACCUAACGCUAGAAGUCAGGCGGCCGUCUAAGAGUGCACCAGGUCCCACAGCCAUACGAACCUCCUUAGGCUGGACGGUAGUUAGUCGGUUCCAGUUAAAUCAACCAACAUUUCAAGAGAAUGCAGCUUCAAGUCAUUGCACGUUAACCCGAUUGCAUGAAGACCCAUUGACAGCACUGGUAGAGAAUUUCUCGUCAACCGAGUCGUUCGGCACAACCCCAGAUGUAAGGAAAUUAGUUUCUCCAGACGACCAUGCUGCAUUAGCAUCCUAUGCUCGGACGAUUCGCCUGCUGGAUACCGGACGGUAUGAGAUAGGCCUUCCGUGGCGAAUACCCCGCCAAACCCUUCCUGACAAUUCCCAUCAGAUAUUGAAAAAUUUCUUCGCUUUGGAAAGACGACUACUACAACAACCGGAAUUGGCAAAGCGUUAUUCAAAGGCCAUUAAUGAAUACGCUGAGUUAGGAUACGCCAGACAAGUUUCAUCGGAUGAAUUAAAAAUUGAAGAUUUGGGAAGUAGGUGGUAUGUUCCGCAUCAUGCAGUGACUCACCCUCACAAACCCAAUAAAUUGAGAGUAGUGUUCAACCUAUCGGCAAAACAUCGUGGUAUCUCAUUGAAUGCAGUAUUGUUGAAGGGUCCCGACUUCUAUCCCAAUCUGGUAGGAGUGCUACUCCGCUUCAGAAGUAAAAAAAUCGCUGUUUCAGCCGACAUCGCCAAAAUGUUCCUGCAAGUCCGUUUGAGGGAAGAAGAUCAGCCGUACCUUAGCUACUGGUGGAGACCACCUGGCGAUGUUCGCCCACCACAAACCUUUCAAAUGAUGGUGCAAACGUUCGGUGGCGUCUCCUCGCCAAGUUCAUGUCUUUACGCUGUGCGUAAGACGCUUGAGGACAACCCAGAAUUUGAGGAUCUCCGUAGCAAGAUAUUACGCCACAUGUUUGUCGACAACUACCUUGAUUCAUUUGACAGUGAAGACACCACCAUUCAGGACUGCCUACGAUUAAAGGAACUGCUGAGUAGGGGAGGAUUUCAGUUGAACCAAUGGACUUCAUCCUCUAGAAGAGUCUUAGCCGCUAUCCCACCCGAAGAAAGAGACAAGCCAGAACUAGAUCUGGAUUUAGACGAACUGCCCGUAGAGCGGAUGUUGGGAAAUUGGUAUGACAGUCAAACAGAUGCCUUUACUUUCAAGUUCAAACCUCAACCAGAAGUCCGGUCCAUGCGUCAGUUGUUAUCGGCAGUCGCCAGUGUGUUCGACCCCAUCGGUUUUAUAACUCCGGUGGUAUUAGUUGGCAAGCUUCUGUUCCAGCGAGCCUGGAAGAGCAAAAAAGGUUGGGACGAGGAACUGCCAAACGACAUUUUAGAAGAUUGGAACCGAUGGAGCAGCUCUCUUGUAUACCUCAAUCAACUUGCCGUUCCACGUCAAAUAGGGGGAGAUGGCAGAGGAGUGAAGAGACAAAUUCACAUUUUUUGUGACGCCUCGGAAGCUGCCUUUGGAGCAGUAGCAUACCUCCGCAUCGAUCAACAGAGCCGGGUACAGAUUAAUCUGGUGUUAUCUAAAGCAAUAGUGGCUCCCAUUAAACCUUUGACGAUACCGAAGCUCGAAUUGCAAGCUGCCGUGCUAGGCUAUCGGUUAUCCAGAACCAUAGUAGAAGAGCUGGAGAUAACUACCGACUCAAUAUUUUUCUGGAGCGAUUCACAAACUGUUUUACAGUGGAUAAAAUCUUCCCAUUUUAGAUUCGAGCGGUUUGUCGCCAACAGGAUUGGAGAAAUCUUAGAAACCUCAAACCCCAACCAAUGGAACCAUAUCCCAGGCGUUCUAAACCCAGCGGACGAAGUGAGCCGAGGAAUAAAUGGAGGCGAACUUAUAAUCAAUCAUCGGUUUUUCACAGGCCCUGCAUUCUUGAGAGAAAAUCCAGAAAAGUGGCUUAUUCCGACUGAAACUUUGACACUAGCACCAUCAACAUCAACAGAAGCAAAGAAGGAAAGUAACGACCAAUUCCCGGCAAGUCCAGCGGAGAUUAUCAUCAAGAGGUAUUCCGACUUAGACAAGAUCAGAAGGAUGAUAGCAAGACUAACGCAGUUCCAGCGAUUUUGGAAAGCAAAAAGGGCUCACAAACCGAAGCCUUCACUUUGGCUACGAAACGUCGACUUGCAACAAGCACUACACGAAUGCAUAAGAACAGUCCAGCGAAGGGAGUUUAAAGGAGAUAUUCAAAGGCUUGUCGCUGGUAUACAAGUACGUUCAUCUUCUCACCUGAAAAAAUUAACACCGUUCUUAGACAAUAGCGGGAUCAUGCGUGUAGGAGGUAGAUUGGAGCACGCCUUGCUGCCCUACGAAGCCAAACAUCCAGCCAUACUGUUGUUAGAUCAUCAACUCACAAGACUAAUUGUCAAAGAUCUGCAUGUAAAAUUUGGGCACGCGAAGACAGAAAGAUUGUACUACGAGACGCGAACAUGCUAUUGGAUUUUGAAGGGCAGAAGAGCAGUCAAACGCGCGGUAAGGAACUGCAUGCACUGCAAAAGGCAAUCCAGCACACCCGUCUACCCCAUUAUGGGACAACUGCCCCAGGAACGGUUAGCAUCAUGUGUACAUCCAUUUUCUAAUGUUGGCAUUGAUUUUUUUGGACCUUAUUUCGUGAAUAUCGGUCGACGCAGUGAGAAAAGAUACGGUUGCUUAUUCACUUGUUUGGUAACGCGUGCAGUGCAUUUGGAAUUAACGGACAAGAUGGACAUGGGCUCAUUUUUGCUGGCAUUCAGGCGAUUCAUCGGCAGAAGAGGAACGCCGAAUACUGUGUUCAGUGACAAUGGAACAAACCUGACAUCUGGCCAAAGGGAGCUCCAAGAAGCGAAAAAACGGAUCAACAGCAUGGAAUUAAUAGACUGGCUCGCUAGAAGAGACAUCCGCUGGAGAUUUUCCCCUCCUGCAGCACCACACCAUGGAGGAGCGUGGGAGCGCCUAAUAAAGGCAUUUAAAUCUUCCCUGAACGCGGUGUUAAACGAGAAAAAGGUGAGAGAAGAAAUCUUAAGGACAGUUUUCGUAGAAAUAGAAGCGUUAUUAAACGCCAGACCGCUCACACACCUCAGUGUUAACCCACAGGAUCUCAGCCCCCUUACACCAAACCACUUUCUCCUUCUACGCCCACAUCCCCACGUCCCACCAGAUAUAGUGGAAGGGAACAGUACGUUAUCCAGGAGAAGUUGGAUCGCGGCCCAACAAAUUGUCACUCAAUAUUGGCGGCGUUGGCUAAAGGAAUAUGCACCCAACCUCAUCGAGAGCAAGAAAUGGAUGAAGAUGGAAAGAAACAUACAAUUGGGAGACGUCGUAUUGGUCAUCGAUCACAGUACGCCAAGGGGAGAAUGGCCAGUCGGGAGAGUAGUGAAAACUACGCCGGGCAAGGACGGAUUUGUCAGGGCCGCCACCGUACGAGUGGUGAUCAGGGAUUCAAACCCUCAAACCAAACCAAGAUAUCGGGAAUACACGCGGCCGGUCGUUAAAUUAUGCCUGUUGUUGUUUACUGACAACGACGACAAGAGUUUUGAAGGCACAACGAAUUCUUCAGUAGCAGUAUCCAAAUAG
Messenger RNA from Daphnia magna, 5508 nucleotides. RefSeq lists its product as uncharacterized. The record is from RefSeq and is a predicted model, not a curated record. The transcript has a single exon. Gene Ontology annotation, biological process: DNA integration. Gene Ontology annotation, molecular function: nucleic acid binding. Bases 1 to 5508 code for a protein of 1835 amino acids. NCBI's taxonomy places the organism in Eukaryota, Metazoa, Arthropoda, Branchiopoda, Diplostraca, Daphniidae.